AUGCAUGCGCCCAGGCACGUGGUGCGGAAUAUAACUUCCUGUGGGUGGACACGAAUUGUAUCGAUAAGAGCAGCUCAUCAGAGCUCACCGAAGCCAUCAACUCAAUGUUUUCUUGGUACUUCCAUUCGGGAGUGUGCUUUGCGUAUCUCUCCGACAUACCAACAUCUGGGCAAAACUUCGACGCAGAGGGUAUUUCCUGUAGCCGGUGGUUCACUAGAGGCUGGACUUUGCAAGAGCUUUUGGCUCCCAAAGAGGUUUUGUUCUACGCAGCCGAUUGGUCGCUCAUUGGCACAAGCUACAGGCAUCGACGUCAAAUAUUUCAAUUCAAAGUCAAUCACGUCUACGGUGUGGCAAGAUCGGUGGGAGAAUGACCAGAUUCAUCCAAUUUUCCAAGCAUCCGUUGGUGAAAGGCUUUCAUGGCUGGCUCGCCGCGAAACUACCAGACUUGAGGAUAUGGCAUACUGUAUGCUUGGAAUCUUCGGCAUAUCUAUGCCUCUGAUAUACGGGGAGGGGUCUCGGGCUUUCAUGAGACUGCAAGAAGAGAUUUUGAAGGCUUCGGACGAUCAUUCUUUGUUCUGCUGGUCUUGGUCUGCAUUUUCUGGUACGGGCAGUCUACUCGCGUCUCGCCCACAUGCCUUCGAAGAAGCAUCUCAAUUCACCCCUCGAUCAAACAAUAGGCCACAGCCAUACAGCACGACGAACGCGGGGCUAUCGAUUCAACUUCGAACGCUAUCAUGUUGGUCAUCAUAUAUCGGCAUUUUCAAUGUUGACACCAUACACAAAAACGAAGAUACAGGUGUGUUACUGUCAGGGGAUCCAACCACAGGUCGAUUUAUCAGGUGUCCUUAUCCAGGAGUCCCGAUUCAUCUUUGUCACACAAGAGGACUGAAAACCCAUUCUAUGGAUAUGUUUGUGCCAACCAACAGAACGGGCCGUCGUGUGAUCGAAGCAACGCCUUUCGCAAGAACAGCGUCAGCCAAAGCUGGGGUUCUACUCUCCUUUGAUACAAGAGACAAAUUCGUCGAAAUUAAGACGCUCCCUGUGGGCAGUUUCUUGGGAACCUCAAGUAUAGUCGAUAUUCGGUUCCAAAAAUCAGCUUUGGAUAGAAGCGCAUGUGGAGACGCCGAGUCAAACUGGUUUGCCGAUACAGUUGACACAGCUCCGGACAUUUUAGGAGCUACACUGGUCAAUUUGAAGCUUUCCAGGGAAUUCCAACACAUAAUCGAGUCCUUUUUAUUCUUUAUAAAACAACCACAAGCUGGUACGCGACGAGAGCUAGAGUGGCAUUACUGCCGCAUUCCCCAUGCCGCAACUGACUUCGUUGGUUGGUCGCGUUAUGCAGCUCCUCAAAUGUGGCAGUCGGAACAUCAGGGAAUAGACAGGCGGAAGUAUGUCCAAAAGGCUCUCAUGGAACCUGAAUUUGCGGAUGCCUUGAAUUUCUCUGUCGCAGGCAAAGUCACUGUGGCUGUUGCGGCUAGAACGUCGAAGACGGUAGGUGGAACGCUGCUGAAGCAUGUACAUCUUACUUGA
Messenger RNA from Colletotrichum siamense, 1530 nucleotides. RefSeq names its product Vegetative incompatibility protein HET-E-1 (gene HET-E1-1). The record is from RefSeq and is a predicted model, not a curated record. The coding region runs from base 1 to 1530 and encodes 509 amino acids. The transcript is spliced from 2 exons. NCBI's taxonomy places the organism in Eukaryota, Fungi, Ascomycota, Sordariomycetes, Glomerellales, Glomerellaceae.